Cyphellophora attinorum is the source of this 777-nucleotide messenger RNA. RefSeq names its product Acyl-protein thioesterase 1. Lineage: Eukaryota; Fungi; Ascomycota; Eurotiomycetes; Chaetothyriales; Cyphellophoraceae. Gene Ontology annotation, biological process: protein depalmitoylation. The transcript has a single exon. Gene Ontology annotation, cellular component: cytoplasm. Gene Ontology annotation, molecular function: palmitoyl-(protein) hydrolase activity; carboxylic ester hydrolase activity. Bases 1 to 777 code for a protein of 258 amino acids. The record is from RefSeq and is a predicted model, not a curated record.
AUGACCGACCACGAUCACCCACCACCGCACGUCCUCGACCCUCAAGAUCAGUCCGCCGGUCGCCCAGCUUCCUUGAUCUUCCUGCAUGGCUAUGGAGACGAUGCCGAGGGCCUGCCACAAGGUCUCGCCCAACAGUUCCAGUUCUACAAGAAACUGCCCUAUCUGCGAUGGGUGCUGCCCAAUGCUCCAUUCAACCGCGAGACCAUGAAUCGCGCGUGGUAUUUACCGAAAGCCCUGCCCAACCCGCUGAAACCUCGUGUGCCUGGCGAGGCCGACGAAAGUACACUGGUGGAAGCGGCAGAGCAUGACGAUGCAGACGACGAGCAAGGAAUACUCGCAAGCUGUCGAGUUGUAGACGAGCUGGUACAGGCGGAAAUAGAUCGAGGUGUCGAGCCUGGCAGAAUCGUGGUCGGCGGCUUCAGUCAGGGCUGUGCGGUUAGUCUGGUGUGGGGUUUGACGGGGCAACAGAGGGAGAACGUUUGUGGGACGUGUUGUCUGAGCGGGUACUUUCCGCUGGCGAGCAGAAUUGCUGAUCUGAGGGAUGAGGCAAACAUUGCGAGGGAUGACAAGGGCGACGGUAUGCAGUGGUUCUAUAUUCAUGGCAACAAGGACGUACUUGUGCCAACAAGGCUGUUCACGCAAGGGAAGGAGGAGCUGUGUAAGUGGAUUGACGAGCAAAAUCUGGAAGAGCAUCUGUAUGACGGGAUGGGCCACAGCACGAACAACAAGUUGCUUCGAGAUCUCUUGGGUUUUCUGAGUCGGGUAGUGCCGCCGUGA